Molecule: messenger RNA, 1691 nt
Organism: Pararge aegeria (speckled wood butterfly)
Lineage: Eukaryota; Metazoa; Arthropoda; Insecta; Lepidoptera; Nymphalidae
Product: JNK1/MAPK8-associated membrane protein
Exons: 4
Coding region: 140-1033 (297 amino acids)
Biological process (GO): response to unfolded protein
Cellular component (GO): membrane
Molecular function (GO): ubiquitin protein ligase binding
Source: RefSeq, a predicted model, not a curated record
CUCGAUCGAUUGAAAAUUAAACUUUAAUAAUAUAAUCAAUUUUGCUUUUAGUCACAUAUUAUGAACAUAUUUUCUUCCAAUGCUGCCUGUUUUGGGACGUAACAAGAACGAAACUUUUAUUUGCAUUCGCUGCUAAAACAUGUCUAUAGUACGAACAUGUUCAGGACUUUACUGCGGACGUACAGAAUUAGAGAAUGGAUCUUGGAGUGACUGUGGUGCCUGUCCGAGAGGGUUCCGCACCAAUGCCACUAGUUAUUGCGUUGAAUGCUCUGAGGAGCCGACGCUGUAUGAUUGGCAGUACCUUGGCUUCAUGGUGUUGUUACCACUUGUUUUACACUUAUUCUUCAUUGAUAUGGUUGCAGCGGGGAACAGAAAUUCAACAAUAGUAACACAACUUAUCUGUGCAUUCUUAGAAGUUGUGAUUGGAACUCUAGCUGCAUUGAUAGUGCUGCCUCCUACUGGCUCCAUAGAUCUUCAUGUGUGCUCGCCUAAGGCUCUGUCAGACUGGUACACACUGCUGCACAACCCACAGCCUGAUUACAGAGAGACACUCCAUUGCACACAAGAAGCAGUGUAUCCUUUAUACACAAUUGUCCUACUUAUUUAUGCAUUUGGUCUUUUAAUGACGGUAACAUUAAGGCCAGUCCUGUUGGCCUGGCGCAAAUCAAACACUGGCAAGAAAGCAAUUUACUGUGCUUUGUAUUUCUAUCCUAUACUUGUGCUUAUACACACUGUUGCUGCAGGAUUGAUAUAUUUCUCGUUCCCUUAUAUAAUCAUUAUAAUAUCAAUGAUGACGUCAGCAUCGCAUUUCUCGAUCAAAAUAGAUCAGACAUCGCCAGCUUUACUGUCAGCUUCGAUUACCAAUGUACGGAACUUGAUAAUACUCAUUGGACAUUGGAUAAUACACGCGUAUGGUAUUAUAUCGUUGACCGGCUUCAAGGAGUUGUGGUAUUUGACAUUGGUACCAGCGCCAGCACUGUUUUACAUACUCACAGCGCAGUUUACGGACCCAUUGAAGAUUCACAACGAUUGACUAGCUGAAUGCCCAGUAGUGAAGUUAUUCUUUCUAGCAGUGAGACUGGAAAUGUUUGCAUGAUAAAAAUAAUCAAGCAUGAUUGCUAACAUCACUCGAAGUAAUGGUUUUUAACAACUUUUGAAUAAAAUCAUCUCUUCAGGUCUCGAUGGUGACACAUUACGAGGUUUUAAUCCAACUACAAAAAGUGUUGCGUAUUUUUUUGGUACAAAAGCUCUUAAGAAAAUUUAGGAAAACUUAAAACGCCUCGGGUUAUGCGACGCGUUCCGUUUUAGAAAUUGGAAGUACAUAAAAACACGUAUGUGAUAUUACUACGCCGCCAGGACAACCGAACCUCCUCGAUCCCUAACUAAUGUUCGUACGUUAUCCCUAACAAUGUACAAAAGUCCUUGAUGGAACUCUAGAUCGCCAGUUCAUAGAGUGAGAGAAUAAAAAGUGAGUAGGUAUUAGGUGAAUAGCUAUUACCGAUUUCAACGAAGCCAACGAUUUCUCGCAAGUAGUAACGCCCAUCUAGCAAUUUUUUUUUACUUUUACAUAGAUAAUAUUGUAAAUACUUACUGAAAGUUUAAGGUGUCAUAGAAAAUGUAAAUAAGAGGAGAAAGGAGAUUUUAAUUUAUUAAAUGUUUUUGAAACAAUAAUAGUCUAAUCUAGUUUUAAU